This is a messenger RNA of Schistosoma rodhaini, 1579 nucleotides long. NCBI's taxonomy places the organism in Eukaryota, Metazoa, Platyhelminthes, Trematoda, Strigeidida, Schistosomatidae. The record is from the annotation of a GenBank genome assembly.
AAAGAAAGCGGGUGAUUUCUGAGAUUAGGUGUUUUCACCUACGUUGUCUCAACCGUGUUCACUGCAACGUCACACCUCACUUUGCAUCUUUAGAUGGAGACCAUAUGGGUUUUAAUUGCGGUGUUUCUGCUCAUGGUGACGUCAUACACAAAAAAUGCUAGUGAUUUUGUCCCUACUCAUGAGUGGGAAGAAGUCACACCUGGCCAUGGAGUCCAUUUUGGUCUACAUGCGAGACAAAAUUUGAAGACCCGGUACAGAGAGGCUAAACAUAUGGGUGUGAUGUCCAGCCCUUCCAAUGUAAUUGCAGGUUAGUUAUGUGUGCUGUUGAGUCAGUAGGUGAACCUGGGAAACCUGCCAUCAAUGUGUCGACAUAUUCGGGAGCGGAUAACUUGAGCAAGCCCAACACUCAGUCAGCCAGACACUUUCGUUCAUAUGACGAAUUGAAAAAAGACUUCCAGAAAAUAAACGUGAAUAUCAAGACGGAUCCCGAAAUUAUAAAUGAAAUAAUGACUGAAAUGAAACAGAAUAAUUCCUCAGACGAACGGUUAGCGAUAAUUUUGGAAGAUCUGUCUUACUACUUGCACCAGAUUGACAAUGCAAGGAUUUUCUCCAAAAAUGGUUUCGAAACACUGUUACAGCUUUUACACCAUCCCAGUUAUGAAGUUAAAAAAGCUUCUUUGAAAGCCAUUGGUGCCGCUACUCAGGGAAAUUCUGAAGUCAAAGUAGUCGCACUUCAAAGUGGUUUGGUUGACCAGUUACAUUCUUUUUUGAAGGCAUGCAUCAAUGGACAAGAUUCGUUGGAAUUCAGUACAUUACUGUCAGGAGUAGUGUCAACGUUAAGUGCGUUGCUGCGUGACUUCCCAUACGCCCAAAAACAGUUCUUUUCGACUUCAGGAAUAUCGCCAUCUGGUUUCGAGCUACUUGCACAACUUAGUCGUCGAAAUGCUUCAAAGGGCAUUCAAGGCUUACGGGUUCGAAUCCUGACGCUUUUGACAUAUCUUUACAGUGAGCGUCUUGAUGCUCAAAAAGAUUUUGAGGAAGGCCCCACAAAAACAAAAAUGGAUGUAUGGAAUAUGUAUGCUAGUAUCCCUUUCGAAGAAAGCUUUCUAAUGUAUGGAUUUUGCGAAACGUUACAUAUAUCUUUACUUCAAGAUGUUCAAAGAGGCAACGAAUAUAACGAUUUGAGUGCACCGGUAAAUCAUGAUAUACGUGAAAAGGUUAUAACGGCGUGUUUAAAGUUUUUCAACGUAUGUGGUUGGGAAUCAUCCAAUUUCUCAAACAAACAGCAUAUUCUAAACUUAUUGGACUCGAUCAUAGACGAGUACAAGCUGCGCUCGGAAAGUGACACUGAUGACAUUAAUUCUUAUUUUACUGAUAUGCUACUUAAAGUUCAAAGGUUCAGGAAUAUGUUGAAGCCUUAUGAAUUGCCGAGAACUGACCUGUAGUUCCACAGCAUCUGCAUACAAUGUACAUACUUGCUUUGAUAUUAUAUUUUUUCGCAUUGACGUUCCCUGCAUUUUGAAACUUGGAUUCAUCUUUCGUUUAAGUACAUACAUAUGUUGAGGUAAUUACUUGAAAA